Molecule: messenger RNA, 1144 nt
Organism: Sabethes cyaneus
Lineage: Eukaryota; Metazoa; Arthropoda; Insecta; Diptera; Culicidae
Exons: 5
Coding region: 10-915 (301 amino acids)
Source: RefSeq, a predicted model, not a curated record
CUGUUCACGAUGGCCAAUCAAAGAAAAAUCAGAUUUAUUAUUGUGAUUGCUCUCAUUUGUGUAUCAUCAGCCGGCCCCAUCAAUAAUUACAAUUAUAAUUAUAAUUAUAACAAUUAUAGUCCAUUUGGCAUACACGAACGUGCUACUCACAUCACUAGUUACAAUUAUAAUCAAAAUUAUAAUUCACCAUUCGGUGUGCAGGACCGUGCUCUUCGCCACAACUAUGUUGCUACCUCAACAUCACCAGCCACACCAACGGAAACUCCCUUGGGUUGGCUAGAAGAGCUUUGUUUGAAUCGCACAGGAUCGCACCAAACGUUUCAAAGAUUGAACAGUACAGUUUCGGCGCUAUCAGCUUGCUUCCGUGCAAAGAUCCCUUUUUUGGAAAACCUUCCCAGUUCUUUUAAAAUAACGAACGCAACCCGAGAAGAAUUUUUCAGCAGGGCAUGUCCUGAGCUGCGCGAGUCGUUAAAAUGCUUGACUCCGGCGGUCUCCGAGGUGCAAAAUUGUCUCGAGGAGAACGAAAGCAAGCUAGUUACUUUAGUGCACACCACGCUUCCGAAGAUGUUAAACUUCUUUUGCAAGAAUAAUGGCGAAAUAUUUUUCAUGAACGGCAGAAAGUAUAUCGACUGCAUUCAACAUAUUGAUCAAGCAUCAGGGUGUAUGGAUACAUUACCUGAAUCAGCAUUGUAUAUGAAUGUCGAUAAAUAUGAUGCCCAUCAAUGCAACGAACUGCAUAAAGUACGACAAUGUGUUCAGUUGAAAGUGGAAGAGUGUGAAGGUCCGAAGCUGAUUGAAGGCUUUGAUUUGUUUUACCGACCAUUGGUGAACCAAACGGCGUGCCGAAAUUUCAUCGCACUAGAUAAGUAUCGAGAAAUUGAAAGUAAUGAAAUAACGUUUUUCCGUAAAAAGUAAAAAAUGUAAAAGUUAAUAAUAUAGCACUUCGUUCGAAUGUGAAUUGUGCUUUAGCUGUUCUAACAAACCUAUCAUUAAAUGUUCGAAUCUCGACUGGAAGUGAUUGUUUGAACCAAUAGGAUCGUAGUACCUACUAACCCAGCAAUUAUUUUGCACUCUAAAUAGCUGACUACGAAGUCUGUUGAAUAAAUAAAUUUUUGCUUUUUAUGUAGGUAUUUGCUUAAAUAAA